Zerene cesonia (dogface butterfly) is the source of this 3524-nucleotide messenger RNA. RefSeq names its product DNA repair protein RAD50-like. NCBI's taxonomy places the organism in Eukaryota, Metazoa, Arthropoda, Insecta, Lepidoptera, Pieridae. The transcript has 6 exons. The record is from RefSeq and is a predicted model, not a curated record. Bases 259 to 2841 code for a protein of 860 amino acids.
UUGACAAUCUGAAUUUUGACAUACCUACUACAUUGGAUCUCGAUCUCAUUAAAAUUUUCUUUUUUUACGUUUGCUCAGAUUUUUACGUUAUUUUAUAUCUUUUAUACCAUGUUGUGCAUUAACCAUUAGUUACCAAGGCGUUUUUUUAUAAGUGGUUAAAAUUUAUUUCUUUAUUUACAAAGUACAAACCAUGUUCUAAAGAAACUUGUUUCCAGUGUCAUUUGCUGACUGAAAAGGUGAAAGUGAUAUUAGAUAGGUAUGGCUUGUGCAGAAGUGCAUCCUGAUAAUAUGGAAUCUGAAAGGGAAGAAGGUGAAAUUGUAGACGAGCUUGAUGAUCUAUCAGAUAUUUCGUCAGAGGAAGAGUUUUUACUACGACAAAGGUUAGAAAUUCUGGAGAACUACAACAAUGUCCUUGAAAGAAAGGAGGCUAAAAGGACAUCCCUGGGCACAGGUAAGCCAAAUAAAACAAAACCAUCAUUUUGGCAAGACUUUACAAAAGUAAUAGAUGAUAAAAAUGAUUCUAAAACACAAGAAGUGUAUAGAGUUACUCGAACUGAAAAAUAUCUAAAAAAAACUAAAAAGCUAAAAGAACAACCAAAAGACAGUGUGCCCAUAAAAAAUAACAGAAAGAAAUAUACCCGCAAUAAAAAAGUUCAUCCAAUGAAAGUGGUAAGUGAAACCAGUGAAGAUUCAGAAGAUGAUGAAUACAAGAAUAAACGGCGAAAAUUAGCUGAUGCUGUCACUCUUAACAAAAAUAAAGUAGACACAAGUUCAUUAAAAGAUAGACUUGCCAAAAUGCUAAAUUCCAAACCGACAAAAACUACAGAUUCUUUUAUUAUUCAAAAUUCUAUAAUACUCACGGGCCCAAGUACAAAACCGGUUCAUAAACCUAGUUUGAAAGCGAACUCAAAAAUUAUGUCAUUGAAUAAUGAUUCAACAGAGAAUACACAUCCACUUGUAUUGAGUGACAUGAUGGAUACAGAUGAUGAUGUAAAGAUUAUUGAAACUGUUGGUGAAGAUUCACAUGAUACUGUGGAUGCUGGAAAUGUAGAGAAGAAGAAAGAUGUGCAGCUUAAUGAUAGUGGGGCAAGUACUGAUGAAGAUAUAGAGUCACUGAGGCAGCUCGCUUUAAAAACCAAAUCUUCCAAACUGAAGAUAGCUCUUCCUGAUGUACAAAACAUUGUUGCAAAUAAACCCGAGUCAGAAGACGAAGACAGUGAUACUGCUGAGUUGAGGAUGAUAUGUUUAAGGUCAGCUUUGUUAAAAAAAGCAAUAGAGAUGAAAAAGAAACAGAAAUUGCAGAAACGGUUAUCCCAAAAUUCAAUUAUGGAAGACAGUUUAUAUGAAAAUUGCAAUAAUGAUAGGAAUGAAAAUGAGAAUAAUACAGAUAUUGAGAAUGUUGAUAUGGAGAUUGGUUCAGAUGGAGAUGAGAAAAGCAAAGAUGGCUGUGAUAAUAAUAUUUUUCAUGAGUAUGAUGUUAAGAACUUAAAACAAAGUACAGGUUCAGUUAUAUUAACCAAAGAGGAUGAAUUGGAAGAAGAUGAAGAUUUGUUACGAGCAAAGUUAUUGACCUCUUUAAGUAAAAAUCUUCCUAAUCUAGUUGAUAUUAAUACAUUCACUAAUAGUGAAGUUGAAGUUGCAAGAGAAGUAACUAUUAAGCCAAAAACAGAAGUAGUGAAUAAAAUAAACAUACCAGAGGAUAAGAAAUUUAUCAUUGAGCUCGGUGAUUCAGACUCCGAAGGUGAACACGAAGCUACGAAAAAUUUGACUAAAAUGCACAUGAAAUUGGCAGAACAAACAGAAUUUCAACAGAAACUUGAUCAGUUUUUGAAAUCUACUAGAUUGGAAGUUGAGAAGAAUGCCUUGCCAGAUGUUGUUCUACCUCAAGCUCCGACAAAACCACCACAGAAAUUUGUUCCAAAGGCAAUGAACCAUUUACCGAAGUCGGAACAAAUUGAAUACAGAAACUUAGUGAAAAGAAUGGCAGAAUUGGAAAAAUUAAAACAGGCGAGACAGCUCUCUUUGAACAAUUUUAAUAAGCCUAGUAGCAAAGAAACACUAAAACCCAGAAAUAAUUCUGUUAAUAACAUGGAGAUGUCUGCAAAGAAAUUAGAAGAAAAGAUUGCUACAUCAAGAAAAAUGAUAGCCGAGGAAUCAGCUAAAAUGCUUAAACUAAAAGAGGAAGCAACAAAGUUAUCUCAAAGGUAUAAGAUAGUAUCAAAUGAACUGAGAAAUAUUACGACGGCAAUCACGCUCAAUAAGAAGCAACAAAGAAAUGUACAGAAUGGAUUAUCGAAAAUAAGACUGCAUCAUCAAAUGCUUUUGAAGAGCUCAACCACACUCAAACAUUCCAUACCCCAUCCGCCUUCCAAUACCGCUAAUAAAGUAAUUAAUAGUACUAAAAAACAAAAAGAAAACGAUCCAUUAGUUAAGGAACAUAAAAACCCCACUAUACUGAAAUCAGUAAAAGUCAGUGUAAUAAAUGAUUUAAAUAAGGAUACGCCUACAAAUAAUCCUCGAUUGUCGGUUGAGAUUGACGUCAGUAGCAAUACGAAAGUGGUAAAAGCAAAUACGCCGACCAAAGAGAGAACUGUAGAUUUCCAAAAGACUGAAGACCAUAUCGGUGAAUUUAGUAAUCCAGCUACGAAAAGUGGGGGGAAAAUAGAUGAGGAAAGAAAUAAAAAUGAAUGUCAAGUUAAAGACUACACGUCUCCACUGGAUGCUCUGGGAAGAACAGAUUGGAAAGAAGACCCGAACGCUUUCCUGUGCCCCUUCGAAGUUGGCGGCACGUGCAGGGACACUGACUGCAAAUUCCUACACUUAAAGUCACACACUCAAUGACAUUAUACGAAAACACACAGACACACGCUACGCCACAGAAACAAACACAAAAGACACACACACUCUCCCUUUUCCCUGUAAAUUGUGCCAACUUCAACCGUCGACGGAUCCUGCGUUCGAGUGUAAAGUAUUAAACGAUUUGUUUAAAUGCUACAUGCAUGCGUUGGGAGUCUGAGUCGACUUGUUUUUCGUGUUUCAUUUGCAAUAUUAGAUUGUGGUUUAAUGCUUUUCGUAUUUGUAUCACUGGAAUGGGGCAUUUGUUAUAUCGCAACACGGUGAAAUGUAAAUGAUUUUCAAAUUUACGCGAAGUGUUUCGUGUUAUAAGUAUUUACAUUUUGCCUUGCAUCCUGAAAACACCUGAUUCACUAGUAGUUCGUAAAUUACAUCAAAAUUAUGCCUUUUCAAAGUAUUUUCUACACCAAUUUAUUAUAUAUUUAGUUUUAUUUUAUUCAUUAUUUAUGCAAUUUCUAGUUGGCGAGGCAUGCGCGGGUUCGCCCUUCUCCGGCUGUGGUAAGUUUUAAAUAGUGGUUUUGUAGUGAUUAAGACUCUUGACUGGCAUCCGCCAUCCGUACAGUGUUUCGACGCGCACCGAAUGGUAAACUGUUGUGAUUGUGUUAUUUAAUUUAUAAUUAUACAAAAUAUUAUACAUAAAAAUGUACAUAAUGUAAAAAGUUUUAACAAUA